Molecule: messenger RNA, 2526 nt
Organism: Xenia sp. Carnegie-2017
Lineage: Eukaryota; Metazoa; Cnidaria; Anthozoa; Malacalcyonacea; Xeniidae
Product: filamin-A-like
Exons: 4
Coding region: 144-2006 (620 amino acids)
Biological process (GO): actin cytoskeleton organization
Molecular function (GO): actin filament binding
Source: RefSeq, a predicted model, not a curated record
GUCAUAAUAAUAUUUAUAUAAAGCAACACCGAAAUGGCGAAUGUAAUAAAGUUGUGCGUUGGCUUUGUUUUCUAAUAAAAACAAUUCGCUGUUACCAUAAGUUUAUUAGUGACGUACAAUCCGAAGGCUUACAGAGGACUACAAUGGAAGAUUUUGGUAUUUCUGAUGAGACAUUUGGUUUACAAGAAACUGAUAGUGAAAAACCUUACAUAAAGCUUGCCGGCUUGAACGCUCGCAGUAGCACGUUCCUUGUGAAAAUUGCUAAUCCCAGGAAUAUUUUGGUGGAAAGUCUUAGCAAGGAAGAGAUAAGGGUAGGAAACGAAGUGAUUAUUCCUUUGAAAGUUCUAGAAGAAGCGGGUGAAGGCGAACUUGAGGCGGAAAUCAUCGCACCUGGAAACGUCGUCGUCGAAUCCAGCUUUGUUGAACGAAAGGAAAACUUGCAUCAUUUGAGGUUUGUACCUGCGGAGCCUGUUGAGUACAUCAUUAAGCUCUUCUUCAAUGGAAAAGAAAUUGGAGCAAGCUUACCAGGAUCAACCGUUGCAGAUCCCGGGAAGGCUGUAGCCCACGGUGAAGGUCUCUAUCAGGUGCGACUUCAUGAGCAAGUGGAAUUUUUGGUUAGCCUGCAUGGUGCAGGAAAGGGCCAACUUGCAAUAACGGCUGUUUCUCCGUUUGGAGAAACGGUCCCCGUGCAAAUAAAACCAUUGGAAAGCGAAGCAGACACGUACGUCAUCUACUACACUCCACAAGAAAUAGGCGAUCACAAGAUCUUCGUCAAAUUUGCCGGCGUGAACGUUCGCGGUAGUCCGUUCGUUGUAAAAGUUGCAGAUCCCAGCAAGGUUCUGGUGCAAAAUCUUAGUGAGGAUGAGAUGACGGUUGGAAAUGAAGUGAUUAUACCUUUGGAAGUUCUAGAAGAAGCGGGUGAAGGUGAACUCGAGGCGGAAAUUCUCGCACCAGGAAACGUCACCGUCGAAUCCAGCUUUGUUCAACGAAUGGACAACUUGUAUCAUUUAAGGUUUGUACCUACGGUGCCUGGAGAGUAUGAAAUCAAAAUUCUCUUCGGCGGCGGCUUGGUUCCAGGUCAACCCAUGAAAGUGGACGUCACAGAACUGUACAUCUCUCCAGAUGCUUCCAAAUGUAUUGUUUACGGAGAUGGAUUAAAAGAAUGUGAUGUGAAUAAGCCGGGGGAAUUCACAGUCGAUUGCCGCGAUGCUGGUGAAGGGCUUAUUACAUCCACACUGCAAGGAGUGCAAUAUACUACUAUGUAUGUGAAAGUAGAAGAUAAUGGGAAUGGCACAUACGAUUGUCGAUAUGUCGCUUCUAUCCCGGGUACUUAUGCCCUACAUGUGCUCUUUGAUGGUGACAAUGUCCCGGGAAGUCCUUUCACAGUGGAGAUCGUUGGUGAGCCAGAAUUAUCACAGUGCACCGUUGAAGGCAAAGCUCUCACCACUGGUGGCUUUGUUGAUGAACCCAUCAAAUUAACCGUUAUUACAGGAUCCUCGGACACUGGUGUUUUAGCUGUACGUUGUGACGGGCCUAGUAAAGACUGCGAUGCAAAUGCUCAAGACAAUCAUAAUGGCACUUAUACGUUAAUAAUUCAUCCGACGGAGAGUGGACUUCACUCGAUACACAUUGAAUGGGGAGGACAACCCGUCCAGGGAAGCCCGUUCGAAGUGAACGUGGUAGACCGUCCAAAUGCCACAAAUAUUGUCGCCGUUGGUCCAGGUGUCGAGAACGGCGUCAUCAAAGAUUUCGAAGGGAAAUUCGUGAUCGACACUAAAGGCGCUGGGGCCGGCGCCCUUAAGAUAAAAAUUCGCGGCCCCAAAGCUUUCGAUUUGAAAUGUAUUAAAAAAAAGCUGAAAGACCGCAACGUUGCAGUGGAGUAUAGCCCAUCUCAGGCUGGUCAAUACGACAUAAGCGUCACGUGGUUAGGCGAAGAUAUAUCCGGCAGUCCUUACACGGUUUACAUAGCGGAGUCUACAAAAGAUGUAUGGGACUCUCGACUUUAAUGGUUAUGCAGAUAAUAAUGCCAACUUGUGUCUAUAUAUACAUUAUACGUGUCACUCUUUCGUUUAUUUUCUAGGAGUGACGAAUGCAUAAAAUUUCGUUAAUGAUUAGGUGCAAUAGGAAAAAUAUUUUUUACACACCUUUCGUUGUUAAAAAUACUUAAAGACAUUACGUGCUACCAAGCAACUGUGAUUCGAAUGUGCAAUAACACAACUGAGACGUACAGCGGACUUAGAUAAAACAAAUUUAAGACUUAACGCAGAAAACAACGAACGACAAUCGAUUUUCACGGAGAAAUAUUUUGGUAUUUAUAGCAAUGAUUGUUACGUAAGUUGCACAACAAGUCGCAAAAAUAAUCUCAUAUAGCUUUUAUGUAUUAUUUAUAAUAAACUGAUAUAAAUAUAUAACCUUAUAGUGUUCAACACAGAUCGCAUAUGUUAACUAUGUCAAAUAGAUAAGCACUAUCUUUUUCAUAAUUACUUAAUUGCCGAAAAUGAUUUAAUAAACGGCUGAAGCUUUCAA